AUGAAAAACAUGGAGCACUUCAAUGCUAUCGCGCCUACGAAGCCAAACCUGCCCUUCAUUGGGCCCCCAUGCCUGCGCGAUUGGAGUUUGAGCCAGAUGCUGGCUUUAUUGGCGCUUGCUGGGGUUGGGGCGGCUGAGGACCUUUGGGAUGACGCAGAGGUCUUUCAGGAGGUUGCAACGCCGGGUCGCCGGCUUGGGCCUAUACCUCGAUCCACAGAUCGGAGGUGCGACCUCUUGCGCUUUGAUGGGAAGUGGUUGGCCGCCAAAACGAAGGCGAGAGAGGCCUUGAAUGGGCUCCAGCAGCCGGUGCUUAUCGUCCCUUCCUCACAUGGUGAAUGGAGGAUGUUCUCUCAGCUCUUGGAGGAGCAUGGGGAGGAGGUGCACCGUGUGAACAAUGGGCGUGUGAAUGGUGCGGGGAAGGUGCACGGGCAGCUUCCGCUGAAGCAUUAUCUACAGCACAACAGCUCGGACUUCCACAUCUUCACUGUGAAUAGGCCAGACACGGGCAACAGCGGCAAUGGAUCGACUGGACUCAUUGACGAGGUUCGCUGGAGGGUGAAACAGAUGUGGCCCUGGACACAAUUAGCCACAGACCUCGCGGCGCGGUGGAUCUUCUCCUUGGGACUGAAGGCGUCUCAUGUCGACAGACACUCCCAUGAGGAAUCCUGGCUCCUGCUCUUGGAGGGCAGGAAGGCUUGGUGGAUUGGCGCUGAGCCGGGCAACAACCCAGAGUACAUCGCGUGGGAGGACCCUUGUGCUGCUCUGGGCCGUGCCACUCCUCCUGGCAUCCAGUUCUGUGUGCAGCAUCCUGGAGAGGUAGUCUACGUCGGGACGCACCUGGAGCAUUCAACCUGUAACCUUGACCACCGGGUUUGGGGUGUGGGUGCUCAAGGAAGCAGAUCUGAGUGGCCUUUGCUCGUCCAAGCUGCACAAGAGGGGGAGCUUUCCGCUCUCCAGGAGCUCUUGGAUGCCCGAGCAGAGCCGGUGCAGGCGACCACAGAGCGUGGGCAAAGUGCCCUGCACUUGGCUGCCUCCUUUGGGCGGGAGGCUGUGCUGGAGAAGUUGUUGGCCAAAGGAGCCAGGCUUGAGCAGAAAGACCAUGGAGGUGGCGCCGCGCUGCAUAGUGCUGCAGAGGGCGGACACAGCCGGGUGAUCAGGCAACUCCUGAGAGCCCGUGCGCAGUUCCAGCUGGAUGCCUCCGGGCGGCAGCCGCUGCAUCUGGCAGCCACAGCCGGCCAUGUGGCUGCGGCCCAACAGCUGCUAGAAGCUGAUGCGGACCCGACCGUCGCCUCGGCGCGGCAGGAGCAGCCUCUACACCUCGCCACCAGUAGUUGCAGGCUAACCCACUUGCUGCUGGCCUUCCGGGCAGCAGUAUCAGCAGAAGAUCAUGAGGGAGUGCAGGCGAUCCACUGGGCUGCCGCCUCUGGCUCGCACUGCGUGGUGCGCGCGCUCCUGGCUUCCAAGGCCUCCUUGGCAUCAGGUGACCGUGUCCAUGGUGGUCAGCCUAUCCACUGGGCUGCAGCCAAUGGGCGGGUCAAGAUGGUGAACUGCUAG
Durusdinium trenchii is the source of this 1554-nucleotide messenger RNA. Lineage: Eukaryota; Dinophyceae; Suessiales; Symbiodiniaceae. The record is from the annotation of a GenBank genome assembly.